This is a messenger RNA of Plutella xylostella (diamondback moth), 1972 nucleotides long. It is a transcript of the gene Trxr1, whose product is annotated as Thioredoxin reductase 1. Gene Ontology annotation, biological process: cellular response to oxidative stress; glutathione metabolic process; cell redox homeostasis. The record is from RefSeq and is a predicted model, not a curated record. Gene Ontology annotation, cellular component: mitochondrion; cytosol. NCBI's taxonomy places the organism in Eukaryota, Metazoa, Arthropoda, Insecta, Lepidoptera, Plutellidae. Gene Ontology annotation, molecular function: glutathione-disulfide reductase (NADPH) activity; thioredoxin-disulfide reductase (NADPH) activity; flavin adenine dinucleotide binding.
UGUCUCUUUCUCUCAAGCUCUCGAUUACCGUACAAAAACCACUUUACAGUAUCGUUUUCCAAGUUGUUAGAUAGACUUUGGUUCGUUCCGGCUGUGUUAAAGUGAUUUAACUUGAAGAAUAUUUAAUUAGAAGUUAAUAUUGUGAAUAUGGCUCCCAUUGAUGGAACCUUUGAGUACGACCUGGCGGUGCUGGGUGGAGGGUCGGGAGGGCUGGCGUGUGCCAAGGAGGCGGUGAACCUCGGAGCCAAGGUGGCCGUGUUCGACUAUGUGUCUCCCUCACCGCAAGGAUCCAAGUGGGGUCUCGGUGGAACUUGUGUGAAUGUUGGAUGUAUCCCCAAGAAGUUGAUGCACCAGGCUGCUCUGCUCGGAGAAAGCAUUCAUGAAGCGACCGCCUACGGCUGGGAGAUCCCCUCAGUGGAACAAGUGAACAUCAACUGGGCGAGCCUGACUGAGGCCGUGCAGAACCACAUCAAGUCCGUCAACUGGGUCACCAGGGUCGACCUGAGGGACAAGAAGAUUGAAUACAUCAACGGACUUGGAGAGUUCAAGGACCCGCACACGAUUGUGGCGACGCUGAAGAAUGGCAGCAAGAAGGAGGUGACGGCGAAGCACGUCGUGAUCGCGGUGGGCGGGCGGCCGCACUACCCGGACAUCCCCGGCGCGCUCGACUACUGCAUCACCAGCGACGACAUCUUCAGCCUGAGCUCCCCGCCAGGCAAGACGCUGGUCGUCGGCGCUGGAUACAUCGGUCUCGAAUGCGCGGGCUUCCUCCGCUCGCUCGGCUUCGACGCGACCGUCCUCAUUCGCUCGGUGCCGCUGCGGGGCUUCGACCAACAGAUGGCCAACAUCGUCACCGCCGAGAUGGAGGAGAAGGGAGUCAAGUUCCACCACAAGACGGUCCCGCUGUCGGUGGAGAAGCUGGAUGAUGGGAAGCUCAAAGUACGCUGGCAGAACACCGCUACUGAGGAGAAGUUCGAGGACGUGUUCGACACGGUGCUGAUGGCGACGGGGCGCUACGCACUCACCAAGCAGCUCAACCUGCCCGCGGCCGGGGUCACCUGCCUCAGCAACAACGGCAAGGUGAUCGCGGAGACGGAACAGACCAACGUGCCCCACAUCUACGCAGUGGGCGACGUGUUAGAAGGCCGCCCGGAGCUCACCCCCGUGGCGAUACUGGCGGGCCGACUGCUUGCUAGACGGGUGUUCGCCGGCGCGCAGCAACACAUGGACUAUGAGAAUGUGGCCACCACCGUGUUCACGCCGCUGGAGUAUGGGUGUGUCGGGAUUAGCGAGGAGACUGCCACGCAGAGAUACGGCGCGGACAACAUCGAGGUCUACCACGCGUACUACAAGCCGACGGAGUUCUUCAUCCCGCAGCGCAACAUCAAGAACUGCUACCUGAAGGCGGUGGCGGAGCGCGCGGCGCCGCAGCGCGUGUUGGGGCUGCACUUUGUAGGCCCCGUGGCCGGCGAGGUCAUACAGGGCUUCGCUACGGCUAUCAAAUGCGGUCUGACCAUGGAACUGCUGAUGAACACGGUGGGCAUCCACCCCACGGUGGCCGAGGAGUUCACGCGCCUCAACAUCACCAAGCGCUCCGGCAAGGACCCCAACCCCGCCUCCUGCUGCAGCUAAGCACCUCCUACAAGUGUGUGUCGCCCUGGUACUUUGACGGACUAUUGGUCACUAUGUUUCAUGUAGUUUUUUUUAUGUCACAAGAUUUUGAGACUUGAUGUAAUAAGUAUGUCUUGCAGUACCCAGAGAUUUGUGAUGGAGGUCAUGUUAAAUAGCGAUUUAUUGCUAUGGUUGUAGAGCGUAAAUUCUAAUUCUAGCGCCUAAGUUAUAUUUUAGGAUGUACAGCCAUAGCAUCACACAUCUCUGAGUACUUUUGACUUCCUACGAUCUAUAAUGACCUAGUAAUUUGGAUUAACUCAUCAGUAUCUAUGUGACAUCUUGCCGUUCCAACUUUUGAUAC